ACUGCGCAGGCGCUUACAGUGCACCAAGAUGGCCGCCCCCGUGGAUCUAGAGCUGAAGAAGGCCUUCACAGAGCUUCAAGCCAAAGUUAUUGACACUCAACAGAAGGUGAAGCUCGCAGACAUACAGAUUGAACAGCUAAACAGAACGAAAAAGCAUGCACAUCUUACAGAUACAGAGAUCAUGACUUUGGUAGAUGAGACUAACAUGUAUGAAGGUGUAGGAAGAAUGUUUAUUCUUCAGUCCAAGGAAGCAAUUCACAGUCAGCUGUUAGAGAAGCAGAAAAUAGCAGAAGAAAAAAUUAAAGAACUAGAAGUGGAGGCCAGUUACUGCUUCAACCUAAAGUCAGCCUUCAACCUAAAGUCUGUUAUAUUUUAGGCACAUGCAUAUACAGGUUCACCAGCUUCCUUCCCCUCUGUCUCCAACAUGGUUACCACCCCUUUCACCACCCUGGUUAGCUCAGCAAUAACAGAAUAAGAAUAAGGAAACCUAGGACAGUCUGGCGUGCUUAGCGCCACUUCUGAUGCAGAAUGUUGCAAUCCCAGGGCUGUUGAAAUAACUCCCCAGCCCAUAUCAUAUGUAAAAAAAAAAAACUGUUAAAGUCUUGACGUUUAAAGUCCCAACUCUUCCACAAAAAUGACAGUUUUGGUCAGACAGUGGUUCCUGAAAUAAAUAGGAAGAAUGGCGGCGAGAGAACAGGAUAGGAGGUGCCUGUGACACUCUGCAGUUGGCUUAGGUUUGAUACUCUGAUGAGAACAUGCUUUGGAGGGAUUCCCAUGAUUGAGGAAAUUUUACUCUGCCUGUUGAGAAUCAUUUUUUCCAUCGCAUGGGUGGUGACUGGUAGGCACUUGGAUGGAUGUCCAGUUUUGCCCUAAGUACUGCAUUUUUGAGCUGGUACUAUUGGUGUAUAUAAUAGGAGCCCCCAUUUGGAGGUGAUGUCAGGUGGACUCUACUGUAUGAUAGUCACUGAUUCUUACCUCUGUUUUUCUCUUUUUUUUUUUUUUUUUGAGAUGGAGUCUUGCUCUGUUGCCCAGGCUAGAGUGCAGUGGCACGAUCUCGGCUCACUGCAACCUCCGCCUCCUGGGUUCAAGCGAUUCUUCUGCCUCAACCUCCUGAGUAGCUGGGACUACAGGUGCAUGCCACCAUGCCCGGCUAAUUUUUGUAUCAUUAGUAGAGAUGGGGUUUCACCAUAUUGGCCAGACUUGGUCUUACCUCUGUUUUUCAAUGAAGAAAGGAGGGCAGGGGAUAGCAGAGCCAAUGAUAGAAUGUUUUUAAAACAUUAAACAAGACAUAUGCCCAGCAGUUCAUCUGCUUGCAUAGCUCUAAGUUUAUAAUCCAUUAAAAAUUUAGUCAUUAAUUUUUUAUUGAAAUGUAGCAUUUAAGAAAUGUGUUAAAUAACAUUUAUAGCUUAAUCAUUAUAAAGCAAACACGUCAGUUAUCCAGGCCAGUAAAUCAAAUGUUGUCAGGAAACCAGAACCCUCCUUGUUGUUUAUCACUGCCUAAUCAUGUGCCAUCCCUGCCUGCCUCUCCCAUCAAGUAACUACUUCCCUAACUUUUGUGAUAAUUAUUUCCUUUUUCAAAAAUACAGUUUUACAGCCGGGCAUGGUGGCUCAUGCCUGUAAUCCCAGCACUUUGGGAGGCUGAGGCGGGUAGAUCAUGAGGUCAGGAGUUCAAGACCAGCCUGGCCAAGAUGGUGAAACCCCGUCUCUACUAAAACUACAAAAAUUAGCCGGGCGUGGUGGUGGGCGCCUGUAAUCCUAGCUACUUGGGAGGCUGAGGCCGAGAAUUGCUUGAACCCGGGAGGUGGAGGUUGCAGUGAGCCGAGAUCAUGCCACUGCACUCCAGCCUGGGUGACAGAGCAAGACUCUGUCUCAAAAAAAAAAAAAAAUGGUUUUACCACCUAUGGAUGUAUCUCUAAAAUAAUAUAAUUUAGGCUGGGCGUGGUGGCUCACGCCUGUAAUCCCAGCACUUUGGGAGGCUGAGGCGGGCAGAUCACCUGAGGUCAGGAGUUCAAGGCCAGCCUGGCCAAUAUGGUGAAAUCCUGUCUCUACUAAAAAUACAAAAAUUAGCUGGGCCUGGUGGCACGCGUCUGUAGCCCCAGCUACUCGGGAGGCUGGGGCAGGAGAAUCGCUUGAACCCUGGUGGUGGAGGUUGCAGUGAGCCAAGAUUACGCUAUUGCACUCCGGCCUGGGCGUCACAGUGAGACUCCAUCUCAAAAGACAACAACAAAUAUAUUUUAUGUGUAUAAAUAUAUCUUAUGUAUAUAAAUAUAUAUCUUAUGUAUAUAAAUAUAUAUAUUAUGUAUAUAUGUAUUUUAUGUAUAUAUAUGUGUGUGUAUAUAUAUAAUUUAGUUUAGCUUGUUUCUGAACUUUACAUGAACAAAAUCACUAUUUUUUUGCCUCACUUCUUUCUCUCCACGUUGUGUUUGUGAAGUAUAUCUGUGUUAUCUCUUGAGAUUGUGAGUUGUUCAUUUCAUUGCUGCAUAGUAUCCCGUCAUAUAGAAGUACCACAAUUUAUCUAUCUAGACAGUCCAUUUUUAUUCUUAACAAGUGAAGGUAUUCUCAUGGAGUAUUUUUACAGUUUAUCUUAGCAUCUUGCUAAGAUAAUUUUCAGAAACCACCCUCCACCCACACUCCAGGAGAGCUUGCAUCCUGGGAAGAAGUAUAAAACGUUUACACUCCUGAUGAUUAAAAUUAGCUUGAUGAUUUCCUACUUUCCAUAGUAGCUAGAUAGCUAGACACUUAUGGAUGUCUUUUUAAAAUUUUUAUCUUAGAAAUCAAUGCAAGAUGUAAAAUUAAUCUCUUUCCUACGUUGUUUUGACUUGGAGAGUCUUGGGUGAAGUGAUUUCUCUUAUUGUGCAUAUAUUGGGAUUUCAAACAUGAGUACUUAUCUCUUUAUAGAGCUCAUUUGCAUUCUUAACAUUUAUAAAAAUGUAUGUUUGUUUUAAAAUAGUUUUCGGUUAUUUAGGACUUCAGUCUAAGAGAGCCUGCUGGUUGGAAACCCCAGAGUUUAUCAUGAACUAUAUAUAUAGUCUCUAUGUCCUGAUGUCUUAGGGCUUAAUGUAGCUGCAGAAUCCUCCUUUGUGGCUUUCAGAGAAGAGUUGGUAUAGGUCUGAAAAAGCCCACCAUAUAUGCUCUUUUUCUGUUUGAGCAUUUUUUCUUAUUAAUAUUGUCAAUGCCUUGUUCAUUGUAUAUGUUAUGAUCCAAGUGCUAAAAUUUGCCCAAAUAUAAAGCAUCUGUGAUGCAUUUUAUUUCCUUCAUAGAAGUAUUGUAGAUCCAAUGAGAACUUAGAUGUAAGCAGUUCAAAUAGAUUGGUUCUUUUUUUUUGAGACGGAGUCUUGCUCUGUCACCCAGGCUGGAGUGCAGUGGCGCAAUCUUGGCUCACUGCAAGCUCCACCUCCCAGGUUCACACCAUUCUCCUACCUCAGCCUCCCAAGUAGCUGGGACUACAGGCGCCCGCCACCACGCCCGGCUAAUUUUUUUGUAUUUUUAGAAGAGACAGGGUUUCACCAUGUUAGCCAGGAUGGUCUUGAUCUCCUGACCCCGUUAUCCGCCCGCCUCGGCCUCCCAAAGUGCUGGGAUUACAGGCAUAAGCCAUCGUGCCUGGCCCAUAGAUUGGUUCUUUUAAUUGGAUAGCCUUCCUUAUUUAUCUUGAAAUAUAUAUUACAGAUAUUUAACACACACAUUGAUAUACCCUUGAUUUGAUCUGUUUCCUGGUGGCGCAUCUUCAUUUUAUGAUUAAGAUAAGAGACUUAAGAUAAUUGGAUUUGCAUUCCAAUUAGCCCAGAGUUCAGCUUUUUGCAUCUUGUUUCAGUUAUUAUUUUCUUCUUGGAUACAUUGGGUGCCUUGUUGCUCUCCUUGGAAUACUUAUCUGUCCCCAUACCCAACUAUCCCUUUGAAUGCUUUAGGGAGUUGUUGACCUCAGCCUUCAUUGUUACAUGCUUUAUAUGGUCUAUACUCUUCUCUGUCUAACCAUAUGUCCUUAGUCUCCACCCUCCCAUGCCUGGAUUCCUCAAAUCAUUUUCAGGCUGCCUAGAGAAUGAUUUCUUUUAAUGAGUUAGACUUUGGAUUUUCUUUCAUGUCAUUACAUACUUCCUUGCCAAGAAUCCUUAUCCUAGAUUCUUACUCUGAUCAGUUUCUGUUCUUACAUCACAGGUGUCCUCCAACCUGAGGUAAUAGAUACUAGCCAUAAAAAGCAAGUUCAAUACUUCAUGUGGGGAAGGCCACACCUUUAUUAAUAAGCAUGCUACACAUCAGCUCAGAAAAAGAUCCAAAGAAAGGUUGACAUUUCAGCCAUAAAUAGAAAUUUCCAAGUCUACUAGAUUUACAACAGAGCGUUCAUUACCCUAAAUUCCUAAUUUUAAAAGCCUUAUGUUAAUUUAGGAGUUCUUCAUUCUAACUCUUGCUGUACGCUAAGCCUCAGUUUCCUCACAUAAAAUGAGAAUAUUGGAUUAGAAGAUCUCUAGGGUCACUCCAGUCACUUCUAUUAAGUUUAUUGUUAUAACCUUGGUCUUUUUCUGAGUUUCCAUUUUAGGAGCAAAAAUGCCCCCUUAAAAUGAAAAGAUGGAGGAAAGCAAAACAAA
This is a messenger RNA of Homo sapiens (human), 4580 nucleotides long. RefSeq names its product prefoldin subunit 1 (gene PFDN1). The record is from RefSeq and is a predicted model, not a curated record. The transcript has 4 exons. Gene Ontology annotation, cellular component: prefoldin complex. Lineage: Eukaryota; Metazoa; Chordata; Mammalia; Primates; Hominidae. Gene Ontology annotation, biological process: protein folding. Bases 29 to 376 code for a protein of 115 amino acids.